AUGCCAGGGGCAGCUGGGGGCAGGGCCAUCCUCGGAGUACUCGACGGCCUCGCCGCACAGAGACUGUAUGUCGUCGGCCAGCGUGGGGAGCAGCGGGGCUCGCGCAAGCGUCGUCGGCACUGCACUGGCUUGCGGUUGCUCGCGCUGCUCGGCGCGCUCCUGGCCGCCGGUGCGGCAGCGGCGUUCCACGCGCGGCCGCAGCUGUGGGACACUCUCAAGGAGGCGGCGGGUCUCCGGCGGACGCGGCGCUGGGCGAAGCUGGCGGAGCAGCAGGCGGCCGCGGCGGCCGCGACCACCAAGAAGGCAGAAGCGGCGCCGUCCGUGGCGACGCGCCUCUUUGAGCGCGCCGCCCUGCCGCUAGUCCGCGAAUACAUCAUUUCGCACUAUGACGACUUUGCGGCCUCCAAACUGACGUUUCGCGACCUGAAGGAGCACCUCGGGAGCGCGAUGGGGAUGACCUACGAGGAGCUCAAGAGCGACGAGCUCUCUGCAGUGAUUGAGGACGCCGUGGACGCCAUCUCCACAAAGUGCGAUAGCGGAAAGACGGACCGGGAGCAGUGCGCGUCAAUGCUGGGGUAUGUCCCGACGGGCGAGGCGUAG
Emiliania huxleyi CCMP1516 is the source of this 600-nucleotide messenger RNA. RefSeq lists its product as hypothetical. The record is from RefSeq and is a predicted model, not a curated record. The transcript is spliced from 2 exons. Bases 1 to 600 code for a protein of 199 amino acids. Lineage: Eukaryota; Haptophyta; Isochrysidales; Noelaerhabdaceae.